Molecule: messenger RNA, 612 nt
Organism: Cucurbita pepo subsp. pepo (vegetable marrow)
Lineage: Eukaryota; Viridiplantae; Streptophyta; Magnoliopsida; Cucurbitales; Cucurbitaceae
Source: RefSeq, a predicted model, not a curated record
AUGCAAGUCUCACCCUUCUUCCACCGCCCAUCCGCCGUCGUCUUCCCCAAAUUCAGGCCAGUUUCAACGGUUUCCCCACCAUGGCUCCGCCGUCAGGGUGCGGCACCGAGAUGUGUUAGUCAGGGUGGCUGGGGGAGCUCUGUGGCGGAGCUGGAGAGAGAAUUUUCGGUGGAGGGAGAAGAGUGGCUGAAACUAGGGAGGCUAGAGGAGAAAUGCGGCAGUGGAGGAAAAGGAAUGGUGGAGUUGCUUGAAUCUUUGGAAAGAGAAGCCAUUAUGGGGGAAGAUGAAGGUCGAGACCCUACUAAUUACCAUAGGAGGGCUAAGAUUUUCAGUACCAGUUCUAGAGUUUUUCAAGCUCUCAAGGAACAUUCUGAUGAUGAAUCUGAAGAGAGAGAGAGAGAGAGGAAGAAGAAGGAUGAACAUGUUCAUAUGAGAUCUUAUUCGGAGUUACCAAACUUAUUUGACAUCACAUCAGAGUUCCUUCUUUACAGUUCUUUGAAACACUUCUUUUUCUUAUUCAUCUCCUCCCAAACCUUCUUCUUCAACCAGCCAAAUGGCUGCAAGCUUUUCAGUUUCAAACAGAGAAGAAAAGUAUUUAUAAUCCUUCCCUAG